AUGUCAACCAAUCCAACAGAGCAUCCAUCGUCCUCAUCGUCAUCUUCUUCACUGGGCUCAUCACCGACAUUCACCAAUGACAAAAAAGGUGUAGGAUCACCUCGCACUGGUAGAGCUACCAACUUUGUUCCUCCACGCCUCGUGGAUCAAGCUGAUACACCACCUCGUCGAUCAUCCUUAUCCAAAGAUCCAAUGACACGGGUCAGUGGGUCAGCAUCAAGUUCCCCUCUUUUACCAAGGAAUCCUGUGAUGGGCGAUGCUGCCAACACCACCACCACCAAUAAGGAACGACCUUCAUUACGAGGACCCUCUGUGCUCGAAGCCAAUCCAACAGAGAACCUGAGAUCAUUACUUGAUAUGGUGACUUCCCUUGUCAAGACCCGAACGGGGAGUGUGUUGACUCGAAAUACAAUCUUAAAGAUGGAUCAUUUUGCAAGCGGCACCAACACUAGGCUUGAUUUCCAUUUACAAGGCGCUCCCAACUUCCGUGUAGCCGAUUUAGAUGUUUAUGGUGUUGCUCAACCCACAGUAGUUGGCUUAUCAACCAUCCUUGCCCUUCUCAAUUGCCAUCCAAAAAGUUUAACACAGACCUCUUGUACAUGGUUUUCCACUCGUGAAGAGCCGCUGGUCUACUUGAAUGGGUUCCCUUAUGUCUUGCGUGAUUAUGCGGAUCCUAUGCAAAACAUGGUCACCUUCCAGGGUAUCAGCGCAGGUCGACUCGAGAAAUUGGAGGAGAGAUUGAAAGCCGAUGUUGUCAAGGAAGCAAAGAGCAUGGGAGGAUUGUUGUUGGUUCAUCAGGAAUUGUCUGAUGGUACGAUUGUGCCAUGUUAUAUCGCUGCUGAUUCGGUGCAGACUCCUUUGGAAGUCUUCAAUUCCUUCCGAGAGCAAGGUUAUCGCGUCAAGUACUUUAGAAUCCCAAUCUCGCCUGAGCAAGGUCCCGAAGACAAUUACUUUGAUGAAUACGUACGUGUGAUCAAGGCGUUGAAACCAACGGAUCCCCUCAUCUUUAAUUGUGGCAUGGGAGCUGUAAGAACUACGGUUGGCAUUAUUAUUGCCCAAAUCAUUCGACGCACCCAAUUGAUUGAGCAAGGUCAAGCUGAUCCAUUCCCAAUCGCUGGUUGGAAUUAUUCGGUGGGCAACAGUGAUGAUCCUGAGAGUCUCCAGCGUGUGUUUUCACCUGAGCUUGUGCGUGGUCUUGAAGAAGCGGAUUCUUUGAAUGCUCAAAAUCGUGCACUUUUACGUGUUGUUUCCAUUAUGCAAAAAGCAUUGGGAUAUCGUAUGCCAUCGGGUACAGCUGUGGAUUGGGCCUUGGAAAGUAGAAAGUUGAUGGAAAAUCUCAAGGAGGCUAUCAUGGGCAAUUAUCGUGCUAUGAUCUCGCUUACUUCGGUCCUCGAGAAUGGCGCAUUCAACAAAAAGUUAUUGGAUGAGCUCAUUGAUGAAUCGGAUGCCGUGGUCAACUUGCGUGAGGAUAUUUUAUUCAAUCGAUUGAAGCAGACCAGUGUCCAAGGCGCAUCGGAUAACUCACCCUAUCUGAAAAAGGCACUCAGCGGCUUGCAACGCUACUUUUUCCUUUUAUGCUUCACCUCCUACAUCAACGAGUCACCCGACACACGCUUUGAAACACGAUUCUCAUCUUGGGUCAAGGCACGUGCUGAGAUUUGGACCAUGCUGCAACACAUGCGAUACAAGGGACCACGUCUUUAUCUCUUCCGCCCCGUGGAUGAUUUACGUGGAUUGAAUACCAAUGGAUCACAUGAGACUGCCCUCACUGUACGUCAUGGUAUCCGCCAUGUAGGCCCAAGCAUGUUUGAAAUGGUGGGUGCAGGUGCUCAAUCCGGUAUUGUUGCUGGUGAAAUGGAAGAGUUUAUUCUCAAGGCACGCACAGGUGUUGUGUUAACCUCGCAAACCAUCCUCAAGGUCGACUUUUGGCGCAUCAAUCAUCACAUCCAGGAACCUGAACAUAGCCCUAUGCGUACACCUGGUAUUCAAGAACGUCGCGAGCCUGAUUUCAAUGAUGAUGCACAAGAAAUGCAUCACGUGUUCCGAGUCGAUGGCGCUAGCCACUUUAGACGUGUAGAGAGCACGCAUGUGUAUGGUGUAGCCCAACCCACGGUGGAAGGUCUUCGUAAGGUGGUGCGUCGAUUACUCAAGGAUCGUCCACGUAACGACAAGAUUCUUUGGAUCAAUCUUCGUGAAGAACCCAUUAUUUACAUCAACGGUGUGCCCUAUGUCUUGCGUGAUCGCUACUUUACGCUUCGCAAUAUCCGUGUUUACAAGGGCAUUACAGGCGAACGCUUGGAGCAAUUGGAAGAGCGACUCAAGGAAGAUGUCAUUCGAGAAAUACUCAAUCAUGAUGGCCGCAUUUUAUUGCAUGGCGAAGAUACCAAUGGCAAUGUUCAACCUGCUUGGGAAGAAGUGGAUAUCAAUGAUGUGUGCACUGUACGCGAAGUCAUGGAUUCAGUGGCAUCGGAAAUGUAUCGUGAGAUGGAAGGUGGCGACGACGAUGAGCAUGAUUUGGGUUCCUUUUUGAGCUAUUACCGUGUUCCUGUCACAGCCGAAAAGUCCCCUGAAUGGAACGACUUUGAUGAAUUGCGUCAUCUUAUUACACGAGUCGACCUUUCAAAGACAGCAUUGCUCAUAAACUGCCAAAUCGGGUUGGGUCGAUCCACUUUGGGUACGGUGAUUGCCACGCUUUUGACAAGAUGGUUACGUCAAGCUGAUAGACCCCAGGCUGUUGAAUCCCCUGACGCGAAUGAUCUCAUGCGACCCCAACGACUCAACUACCAAAUCAUCAACAGUCUCUUGCGUGUGAUCAGAAAUGGAUUGGAGAACAAGUGGAUUGUGGAUGAUGCUGUCGACAAGUGUGGUGCAUUCUUGAACUUGCGUGAUGUGAUUGAAUCAGCCCAUGUGCAAAUGGAGAGUGAAGAAGAUGAAGAAAAGCGACGUCGCAUCCUCAAGCGUGGCAUCGUCAUGCUCGAACGCUACUUUUUGCUUAUUUGCUUCCAAGCCUACCUCGAUGAUACAUCCCCUGACAUGCUGGGUCAAACCGAAUCCUUUGAAGCAUGGAUGAAUCGCCAUCAAGAAAUUGCCACCAUUCGACUCGAAUUACGUUCUGAAGAUGCCAACUUGAUCGUACCUGUGGAAAAGUCUUUGGGUGAUGGUGUUGCCCUUUCCAGCGAAGUGAUGCGUGUUGUGAGUGGUCGUCAUGGUCAAGUGCUUGCUCAACAAACCAUCCUCAAGCAUGAUGCCUUCCCCGGUUGUCAAAAGGCUAGUCUCAAAGAAAAGGUGGAAGGUGCUUACAACUUCCGUCGAGUCGAGGUGAAAAAGGUCAAGAAUGCUGUCAAGUAUGGUGGUUUGGCUGCCAAUCAAAGUGGUCUCUUGGCUGAUAUGGAACGCAAUGACGAUGAUAAGGCCGUGGCACCUUUUAUUUGUGGCUGUGCUAUGCCUACCAAGGAUGCUAUCAAGGCCGUAUUAAAGAGGAUGAAUGCUGGCCCUGGUGGUAAACGACGUGUGCUUUGGACUUGUCUUCGCGAAGAACCUGUGCUUUACGUGAACAAGAGACCCUACGUAUUACGUUUGUUCCAUGAUCCUAUCAAGAAUCUUGAAACCACUGGUAUUGCUCGUGAACGUGUAGAAGGCAUGGAACGCCGCAUGCAACAAGAUGCAUUGGAAGAAUUGCAAGAAUACGAUGGUCGUCUUUUAUUGCAUGAUGAAGAGGUCCUGGAUAAGGGUGGCUUUGUGCUUGUGCCUGUUUGGGAAACGGUACCAGUUGGAUGUAUCGAAACACCAAGCGAUGUUUUCAAGUCCAUCGCUGAAGAAGGAUAUCAAGUGGAUUACUUACGUAUACCAAUUACCGAUGAACAAGCUCCUAUUCCCGAUGUCUUUGAUCAACUUAUUCGACGUAUUCAAAAUGCCAAUGCUGGCGUCGACGUUUUAUUCAAUUGCCAAAUGGGCCGUGGCCGUACAACAACUGGCAUGGUGACCGCUUGUCUCAUGUCCAUGAUUCUCAAGAAUGAUGCACUUGGUGAUAUGACAAGUUCCUUUAUUGCUGAAUCAUCUUCUAUGGAGACAUCCUUGAAAGCCUUAUCUUUGGGUAACGGUGAUGAUCGUGAAGAGGGUGAUGAAUCGCAUGAAGAGCGAGAACGCUAUGAAAACGGCGAAUACAAGAUUGUGCUUCAACUUGUCAGUGUGCUCACUUAUGGAAAGCUUGCCAAGCGCUUAACCGAUCAAGCCAUCAACAUGUGCGACCAUAUGCAAAACUUGCGCAAAGCCGUCUUUGACUACAAGCUUCGUUUGGAUGCCAUUGAAGAUCGCAAUUCUAAAAAGUACAAGUCGACACGACAAGUGGCUCUCAAUUACCUCGUGCGCUACUUUUAUCUCAUUGUAUUUGCCAAUUACUUGUUGGAGGAAAUGGGUAAUCUCUCUAUGGCCUCUUCUAUGGAAACAGCCAGUGCGGUAUCGUCUACUACGCCAGACCUGGAAACCCAAGAAAGUCAAGAUAGCAUUGUGGAUGAAGAUGCACGCAAAAUGACGACAUUCAAUGAAUGGCUUAAAGGACGACGGGAGAUCCUCAACAUCCUCAAGCUUCAAGCCUUUGAUCUUUCUUAA
Lichtheimia ornata is the source of this 4608-nucleotide messenger RNA. RefSeq lists its product as uncharacterized. The record is from RefSeq and is a predicted model, not a curated record. Bases 1 to 4608 code for a protein of 1535 amino acids. The transcript is spliced from 16 exons. NCBI's taxonomy places the organism in Eukaryota, Fungi, Mucoromycota, Mucoromycetes, Mucorales, Lichtheimiaceae.